Messenger RNA from Mytilus californianus (California mussel), 1035 nucleotides. Its product is annotated as fibroleukin-like. Lineage: Eukaryota; Metazoa; Mollusca; Bivalvia; Mytilida; Mytilidae. Bases 157 to 789 code for a protein of 210 amino acids. The record is from RefSeq and is a predicted model, not a curated record. The transcript is spliced from 5 exons.
UGUGCUACUUUUUGUACCAAUGACGACAACUGCUGUUCUGCCAGCUUUCUUACAGACUUGGAACAAUGCGAGUUAAAUGAAGCAUGUUGUCCUGAAACAAAACAAACCAAAGCUGCAAUAACAAUAAGAAAGAAUCAUGAUAAAGUUAUUCCACAAAUGGACUGCAGUGAUAUGCCACCAGGGAGUAAAAGUGGUGUGUAUACAAUUCAACCAGCGGCGUGCAAUAAUAUAUCAGUGUUCUGUGACAUGGAGACGGAUGAUACAGGCUGGACAGUAAUUCAAAGACGAUUUAAUGGAACUACAGACUUUUACAGAUAUUGGGAGGACUACAAAAAUGGGUUUGGAGAUAUUUCCGAAGAACAUUGGCUUGGAAAUGAUAAUAUUUACCUUAUUCUCAAGCAUAAAGCCUACAAAGUAAGGUUCGACUUUGAAGCUUUCACAGGAGAAACAGCAUAUGCAAUCUAUGACACAUUCAAUGUUUUGGAUGAGACGACAAAUUACAUACUACAAAUCUCUGGCUAUACUGGUACUGCAGGUGACUCAAUGAAAGAUAUUGAUGGAACCAGAAACAAUGGUUUAAUGUUUUCUACACGUGACAGAGACAACGAUAUCUCAAACAAAAGCAGUUGUGGCAUCUACAAAAGGAGUGGAUGGUGGCACGCAUGGUGUACCUGGGCAAAUAUCAACGGCAUUUACUUUAAUAAUGGGGAAAGCAGCGUUCAUUGGAAGUCUUGGUUAGGAAUGAAAGGACUCAGAAAAACAAAAAUGAUGAUUAAACAGAAGAAAUAAAAGAGAAAUAUUAACUGUACUGAAAGCUUCACAUUUCAAUUUUUUUAAUGAAUGGAUUCUAUAAAAAGAUUUAAGAAGGAUUAUCAAUACCUUUACUAGUUUGGCUGAAAUUAAUAAAAAACAAAUCAAGAUAAAAACUGUCAAUUAUGACUUUCAUUUUUAGAUUAAUAAGAUUGCUAAAUAGAUGUUUUAAUUUGGGCCCUCACCAUAUUUGACACACGGUACCGUUUUCUUGUUUUUGUUAAG